AUGGAUUUCAGACUGCGACGCACUGUUUUCGUUAGCGUAUUCGUGGCUAGCUUCUGCUGCACAAUGUGCCUCACCGUCCAUGAGGCUCUCGAUCAGUUCCAUAUUGAGCCAUCGCGGGAUAAUUUGCGCGAGGGCGACUCAUACAAUGUGACCUGCUGGUCGGACACUCUGGCCGCCCUCGACAAACUGUGCGGCGCCGGGGGAGCUCAGCGAUUGUAUAUGCAGGCGAGCCGAUCGAAUCUGACGGUGAGCAUCCUUAAUGGCACGGCUAUUUACCACGAGGUGCGAUCGGCUCGGCCGAAGCACGGUCGUGCGUUUGGCUAUGAGUGCCUGUGCGAUGGCGCAGCGAUAGUCUCCUCGUUCUUUCCGGUGGGCGUGCGAUUGCAGGUCGACGACUUCAGCUGCCGAUUCGAGGACGUCGAGUCUCCGGCGCCAUUCAACUGCAGCUUCAGCAGGCCGACCAAGAGCGAUGCGGUGGACGCCACGGCGAACUACACGCUGCAGCAUGGCGAUCGGACUGUCGCCUGCCAGCCGGCUGGUCCAGGCCUACGGAUGCAGUGCAUCGGCCGGCUGAACAAUUUCCAAAGGGCAUUCAACUUCACAUUGAGACUGCACGAUCGAUUGGGUGAGCAUUCGCAGCGAUUCCAGCUGCGGCGCGAACAGAUGAUCGUGCUGGAGCGUCCGGGUGCCGAUCUCAAUGUGACGAGCCUAAACAGCUCAUCGAUCUGCCUGGAGUGGAGCGCCAAGCGGUCCACAAACCACAUUGGCUACAAAAUCAAGUGGUCGACGCUGCUGCUGAACGACAACAUCAACAACAAAAGUAUCCUGUGGUCAGAUGUGAAGCAGGUGACAAACAGGGAGAGCGUCUGCCUCUACCGACUGCCCCAUCCGUAUGUGAACUAUACGAUUGAGCUGAAACGUCGCUACAACUAUUCAGGAGCCCAUUCAAGUCCCAGCUUUGUCUAUAGCUUCUACACGCUUCCAGAGCGGCCGGCACGUCCACCGCGCGUCUGGCCAGGCAGCUACUACAUCGAUCCCAGGCGGCCGAACAAGCUGGACAUUUACUGGCAGCCGUUGUCCCAACUGGAGCACAAUGGCCCACAGUUCACCUACAACGUGACCGUACAAAGGUCCAGCGAUCCGAGCCAAGUCAUUCCUGCCAAAGUGGCCGUCGGUACGAAUAGAGCCGUUAUCACCGAUCUGAAGCUGAACACCGAUAACUUUACGAUAGUCGUGCGCAGUCAGAACUCGUUGGGCAGCUCGGUUCAGAGCAGUUGGAUACGAAUACCGUGGCUGAACGCGCCGGAGCGAGCGCGGCGCGUGCCCAAAAAGUUGAACAUGUUCGGGGUGAUGGGGGCUAGGGAGAAGCAGGAGCAGCUCACCUGGGAUCCCCCGGAGGAACAGGCGCUGCUGCGAGGCUACACGGUCUGCUGGUGCAGCUGGAACACAACGGACCGCAGCCACUGUGAGUUCGCUGAGGUGAAGCCCUGCAGCCAGUGCCAAUACGAGCCGCCGGCUGGCCUGCUCGUCGGCUCCUGGGCCGUUUCGGCCAAUUACGAUGGCCGCGAUGCGCUUGGCAGUGGCGGCAUGAGCUGGCUGGAACCGAACCAAUUGUCACCGAUGGCGCCGGUCGUCCACUCGGAUCAUAUGCACAAUAUACAGGGCAUCAUUGCGCUCAUCAUACUCGGCAGCUUCCUAUAUUUCUUUGUGCGCAAGGUGCGCCAUAUGUCCAACAUUAAAGUGGAUCUGCCAGAGGGUCUGCAGAGUGUGGCGCCGGCGCUGGAGCUUUCGCUUCUAGCCACCACAGAUAUGCAGCAGGAGCCACUGGACUAUGUGAGCAUAUCAAAUCGAGCUGCGGAUCUGACCAAUCCCUCGGGCUACAUUUCCAUGCAGCCCACACAGCUGGACAAAGUCACAGGCUAUGUGAGCCUACCAUGA
Messenger RNA from Drosophila navojoa, 1938 nucleotides. RefSeq names its product eye transformer (gene et). Lineage: Eukaryota; Metazoa; Arthropoda; Insecta; Diptera; Drosophilidae. Gene Ontology annotation, molecular function: protein binding. The record is from RefSeq and is a predicted model, not a curated record.